AUGUCUGUUUCACUUGUUGAUCAAGACAAGGCUAGUGAUAUGAAUGAUGAUCAUGAAAGAUGGCUGCAUUACAGCGAGCUGGUUCGAAAAGGGCAUCUCGAUAAGCAAUACAUAGAAGAUGGUACUGAAAUGCAAUUGAAAGUUAACGAAAUGGAGGAUGCCGAUUGGCCGAUUGUACUCGAAGAAGUAAAUAAUAAAGAGCAUCCGUUGCGAAAGUUAAGAUUAGAAUGGGAUAGUGGUAUUUAUGGCAACAAAAAACCAAUCAAACCUGGCUUUAUUAAAUUGACGGAAGCUCUUGGAUUUUGUAAAACAUUAGUCGAGUUCACGUAUUAUAGUCGCGAUUCUUCAAUGGAUGAAAACCUGAUUGUUUCAUUGAAAUCACUCAAAGAUAAUCGCUCCAUCAAAUAUUUAUCGAUAAUGUCAGUACAUUUUGAUUUGGAAACAACACGUGUGUUCUCGCAAAUGUUGACGAAUAAUCAAACAUUGCUUUCUCUCAACAUGAGCGUCUACGCUCAUUCUCAAUUUGAAAAGGGAGAAAGCUGGACUUCUCCACUUAACUCUGAAUGUGUUGUCGAGUUGGCUCGUUCUCUACAAACAACUGCUCUCGAAUGGCUCAAAAUUGAAGAAAUUGAUGAUAACGGCUUCGAAGUUCUUGCACGAUCUUUGCCAAAGACUCUCGUUCAUCUUAAUUUGACUGGAAACAAAAUUACAGGAGAAAACAUUCCUACUAUACGUUCUUAUCUUCAAUCGAAUGGAGAAAAUCUCAAAGAACUGAUUCUCGAUGACAAUCUUGCAACUCAAUAUUUCCAACAACAAGAAUCCUCAUCGUUAUCGACAGUUAAAAUCGUAUCGGAUCGCAGUCUGAACAGUCAAGUUCUACAAAGUUUUACAGCAGAUAAAUGUGAAAUUGGUGACAUUGGUUUUCAAGCAAUUCUCUCUUCAUUACCAAAUUCAUUGUUUCAAUUAGAAUUCACAAGUAAACAAAUCAGUGAAAAAAGUUUACCUGCAUUACUUGCUUUUGUCGAGACCCAUCCGACUUUAAAACAAAUAAAAAUAGAAUUUGGUAUAAACAAAAAUAGUUCAACUCCAGUAAAUGCAUCUGAUUUAGUGGCAAAAAUUCUUAAAAUUACAAAUAAAAAUCAUUGUAUUUGUCAAAUUGAAUUUAGCUGA
Molecule: messenger RNA, 1170 nt
Organism: Rotaria sordida
Lineage: Eukaryota; Metazoa; Rotifera; Eurotatoria; Philodinida; Philodinidae
Source: the annotation of a GenBank genome assembly